Amoebophrya sp. A25 is the source of this 2122-nucleotide messenger RNA. The record is from the annotation of a GenBank genome assembly. Lineage: Eukaryota; Dinophyceae; Syndiniales; Amoebophryaceae.
GAUGUCUGUGAGGAAAAAUCAAAAUGAUGAGAAAUCCUCAGCAAGAACAUGAUCUCCGCGGUGCGGUCGUAUCGCGUAAGAAGUUGCGGACUGGGGUAGUGCUCUUGCUGAGACACUACAACGACAGUCAUCAAAGACAAUCAGACCAAGGACAUCAGAAUCAGAGUUUUCAAGAUUCACGAGUUUUCGUUCCCAGAAACGGCAAGCAAGGAGUGCCACAAGUGGGUGACUAUAUCCGUGUUAAUACAGCUCUUGUUGGUACCUCUGGCGAGGAGAAGGGAAGUACGAUUGCUGUCGUCUCGAGUUGGGAACUGCUUGAGCAGCACUUGGAGGAUGAAGGAGUCCACCAAAAAACGCGAAGUCUAGUUCUAGACUUGAUGCAGAGGAAGAAGCACGUUGUUGCCCUCGAUGAUAAAAAACAACUGUGUCCAGCUUUACGCAAAGCUUUGAUUGCGGAGAUAAGCAGAGACAACACUUCUGUUGAUGGGGUGGACUGCAGCGCAAUAGUCGCACGAACGUGUAUGACGACGCCUAAGAACAACACGACAGGUACGACAAUCCAGCAACCGAAAAGGUGUUUCUUACAAUGGCGUCAUGAAAUCUUCGAAAGAGAUUGGAUUGCACUGCGCCAAUCCGCAUCGGCUCGACGUGAAAGCUUGAAGGUAAAUGCGGCAGCACGGGAUCUGAUACCUCCAGAGGAAGCAGACGACACGCAUACGCCUUUCUCAAGUAAUAAACGUACAACGACGCAAAAAUCACCUGCGACUACUAGUACCACAGAAAGCGCAACUCCAGCAAGUCCAAGAAAGCAGUCUCCGCCAACAAAGCGAAUCGAAGACGAACACUGCGAAGCUACUUCCAUAGAUAAAACCUCCAAGCAUCGUCGGGCCAGCAUCUUCGCUGAUUGGUUAGUCCAGACUUUUUUCCCACAGAUGAACAAGUUGUCUAUUGUCCCAGACCAGGAUGAAAAACAACCUCUUAUAUUAAGGGUAGGUUAAAGGUGCUUUUUUUAUUGCUUUUUAUGCCUCUCCCAAGGGAGAAUAGCAUAACAAGCGGGGUAAACGAGCACCAAAAACCUACCUCUAAUUAUAGUAGACGUUGCAGGAGGCGCAGGGGAUCUAGCAGUAGCCUUGCGAGAACGCGGCUUUCGCCAAGUUUACGUAAUAGAUCCCUGGAAAGCUGAGAAAUGGAAACCUUGGCAAUUGAGGAAAGUCAUGAACAUCACACCAAGCAAGGACGAGCAGGACCACAGGGACAAUUAUGCUUCAUCCUCCUCACUAAGCUCAAAGACGGAGAGAUUAGGAGCUGCUGCGGCUUUGCUGGAUAGCUUUUUUGUAAAAGGGAAAGUGGAGAUGCCUCCUAGGAGCAGCACUAGAACUGCAGACGUGGAUGCGCAAGAGCUACUAGUAGAUGACGUCUCUUCCCUUCUCUCACGUGCAGACCUCAUAGUUGGUCUGCACCCUGACCAAGCGACGGAGCCACUUCUUGCUUGGGCGAGAUCUUUGAAGACGCCAGUUGCCACGGUGCCCUGCUGCGUCUUUUCGGACUUGUUUCCUAAUAGAGUACUUCAUGCUGUUGAACCGGAACCGGAAGAAGAGAAGAGCCUGUUGUACUGUGCGGAAGCACGACGACUGGCAGAUGACGACACAACCUCAACUUGUGCUGGCCAAGGACAACUCGAGGAUAGAAGGUCUAAGAAGAAUCCUUUCAGCAUAAGACCUGUACGUGAUUACGGUACUUUUUUGACGUAUUUGACGUCAACGUAUCGAGGACUAGCGAGUACAGUCUUACCUGUUGAUGGGAAGAACAUAGUUCUCUACACUACUAAAUGGAGCAAGAGGACAGAAGAUCAUACGGAUAGUCCUAGAAGGUCAUACGGAUAGUCAUAUUUUCAAUGGCGCGUACUCAUGAGGCAAAAUGCAAGAAGAAGUAGUAGGGAAGUAGUCUUCUAUACCCCUGGAGUGGGUACAUUCAUUCACUCAUCCCCUUUUCUACCUGUUUUUUUUCGAUCCCCUUCCAACAGUGCCCGGCGACGUCCCUGUCACAUGAUUCACUUUUCCCCUACCGCAUACCACCACUGGUCUUUCUUGUGGUCCUUGGUGAGACCAUCAUCAACAUCAAU